UAAUAAAAAAGAAAACUUUCCACACCCAAAAUGCUUCAUGUGAAAUGUGUUAAUUAAGAAUUUUGUACAAAGAAAUUAUUUGAUUGUAAAAUCGAUUGAAAUAUUUAUUAAUAAUAUUAAGCAUAUAAUAAUAUUAUGCUGCUUAGCAAUCAGCCGGCAAAUGCCAAGCCGCAGCCGACGUCACCGUCGCCAACAGCGCCGCAGAGUUUUAAAGUCAAGUUGCAGCAACAAAUUGCUGCAACUGCUGCUGCAGCAGCAGCAGCUGCCGCCGCGGCAACAAUUGCCAAUGGCAACAGCAGCAACAACAACAACAACAGCAGCAGCCAUCAUCAUCAUCAUCUGAAUAAUCAUCAGCAUCAUCAGCAUAAUAUUUCCUUUGCCACGGAUUUCUCAAUUGCCGCGAUUAUGGCGAGAGGCGGAAAUCCCGCCCCUUCCAACAGCCGCGAGCCAUCGGAAAGGAGUCUGAGUCCAUUAUCUGUGGAGCGCUAUUCGACGCAGGAUGCGGACGACGAUGUUGACGUUGAUGUGGUUGACUGCAGCGACAGCGAAACGCCAACGGCUGCGGCCGCAGCAGCGGCAGCGGCGGCGACGGCAGCAGCCGCAGCAGCAGCGGCGCAGCAGCAUGCGCGUCAUGCAUUGCGUGUUGCACAACACCAACAGCAACAGCAGCAACAGCAGCAGCGACAACAGACACAUGCAACAACCAACAAGCAGCGACAGCAACUGCAACACAACAACAACAAUCACAGCAAAUCGAGCAGCCAUCGAGGGCGUGCCACAUCCACACCAACGGCUGCAGCUGCCACCACUGCCACGCCCUCGCCGCCACCCGCCCGCGCAGCGCACAGCCCCAGCGAGGACGAACGCCUGUCCCCCGAGGAGCCUGCGCAGCUGCCAACGCCCAAAAUCUUGGGCACUUGCAAUUGCGAUGAUCUCUUGCCCGUGCAAUGCCAUCUGGAAACUAAGGAGCUCUGGGAUAAGUUCCACGAGCUCGGCACCGAAAUGAUCAUCACCAAAACGGGCAGGCGCAUGUUCCCCACGGUGCGUGUCUCGUUCUCGGGUCCGUUGCGACAAAUCCAGCCGCCGGAUCGCUAUGCCGUGCUGCUGGACAUAGUGCCGUUAGACUCGAGACGCUAUCGCUAUGCAUAUCACCGCAGCUCCUGGCUGGUGGCCGGCAAGGCGGAUCCACCGCCUCCAGCACGCAUUUAUGCCCAUCCCGAUAGCCCCAUCAGCCCGGAGGCAUUGCGCAAACAGGUCGUCUCCUUCGAGAAGGUGAAGCUGACAAAUAACGAAAUGGAUAAAAGCGGACAGGUCGUGCUGAACUCUAUGCAUCGAUACCAGCCACGGAUUCACUUGGUGCGGCUGAGCCAUGGCCAGAGCAUACCCGGCAAUCCCAAGGAGCUGCAGGAUAUGGAUCAUAAAACCUUCGUGUUCCCGGAGACUGUAUUCACGGCCGUGACGGCCUAUCAGAAUCAAUUGAUUACGAAAUUGAAAAUCGAUUCGAAUCCGUUCGCAAAAGGAUUUCGCGAUUCGUCGCGUCUGACUGAUUUUGAUAGAGAUCCCAUGGAUUCGUUCUUCUUCGAUCAGCAUAUGCGCGCCGCACCGCUGCGCUUCUUUCCGGAUCCGCUGAUGGCGCAAUUGACGCCCCAGGAGGCGGAUGCCGCUUCGCUGGCGCUGCUGGAGAAGGCGCGCCAGCACUUGCAAAUGUUUGGCCGUUCGCCGUAUACGGAAAUGUUGCUGCCGCAUUUGUAUCAGCGUGCCGCGCCGCCGGCACCGCCGCCGCCGCACCCGAGCGCCUCGCUGGGCGCCUUUCAGCUGGGCAUGUGGCAGCAGCAGUGGCCGCAGCUAACGGCCGGCUUUUUGGCCAGUGCCAAUCAGCAGGCGGCCUUUGCUGCAGCAGCGGCUGCAGCAGCUGGCGUCAGUCGCACACCCCCACCGCCGCCACCGGCAGCGGCUGUCAAUGCACCACCAGCGCCUGCCACGCCUACAUCAUCGUGCGGCUCAGCAUCGCCGGAUUUGCGCAUCAAGACGCAGCUCGGCCACUAUCCGCAGCGCUUCAGUCCCUAUCAAGUGCCGCAGCAUGCGCAGCCAGGCAGCUCGCCGUCGCCCUCGCUGCGCGCCGACAGUCCCUAGAGGCGCCGCCGCCACUAAUAACAAUGAAAACUACACGAAAUGUAUGUGCAAUGAUCGAACAUGUUUGUAAAUAACCCAAAAAGCAAA
This is a messenger RNA of Drosophila hydei, 2220 nucleotides long. RefSeq names its product T-box protein H15 (gene H15). NCBI's taxonomy places the organism in Eukaryota, Metazoa, Arthropoda, Insecta, Diptera, Drosophilidae. The transcript has 6 exons. The coding region runs from base 136 to 2133 and encodes 665 amino acids. Gene Ontology annotation, molecular function: RNA polymerase II cis-regulatory region sequence-specific DNA binding; DNA-binding transcription factor activity, RNA polymerase II-specific. Gene Ontology annotation, biological process: cell fate specification; heart development; regulation of transcription by RNA polymerase II. Gene Ontology annotation, cellular component: nucleus. The record is from RefSeq and is a predicted model, not a curated record.